UUCACAGCGUCGCGUGUAUGCGGAAAUAGCGAAGGCGGAAGUGCUAAACAGGCUGGCGGAUGAUCCUGAUGUUGAGUUUCUUCUGAACACAGACGGAGGAAUUGUCCUUUUCCCAGGAGGAGCUUCAGCAGGGAGUCCCGCUCAUGAUGGAGGACUGUAACCCAGAGUCCGUGGCGUCUCCAGCAGGGCAGAGCUCCGGCAAGUCCAAGCUGGACACUCUGUCUAAAGAAGAUCUGAUAAAGUUUGCGAAGAAGCAGAUGGUGGCCAUGCAGAAGAUGAAGAGCAAGUGUGCAGAUCUGGAGCAGCAGCUGGAGGUGCAGAAGCGUGGGUCGGUCAGUGGUCCCGCAGACUCCUCCAUCAUUCAGGAGCUGACGGAGCGGAUGGACGCUUUACUGCUGGAGAAAGCCGAGAGUCAGCAGAGCCUGGGGUUACUGCGCAGAGAGCACCAGGAGCUCCAACAGCAGGCACAGGACACAGCGGGAAGAUUAGCAGCACUUCAGGAGGAGCUGGACUUAAAGAAUAAAGAGCAUGCAGAGAUGCAGGAGCACAUGGCAGAGCUCACGGCUAGCUUUAAGACCACCUGUAGCGAAUACGAGUGCAGGAUAUCCCAGACUCAAGCAGAGCUGGAGGACGCCCAGCGGCAGGCCAUGGUGACAGCAGACACCCAGCAGAAGAGCCUGACCGAGGCACAGCAGGAGGUGGAGAACCUUCAGGCGGAGAUCCAGAGGAUGACCAGCCAGUAUGAGGAGGAUCUGCGCUUUCUGGAGGAGCAGAUGGAGCUCAACAAUGCAGACUUCCAGAGGGAGCGGGAGCGCCUGCUGCUCCUGCAGGAUGAGUUGUCGGAGCAGCUGGAGCUGAAGGAGGGAUUCCUGCAGGAUGUCCAGGAGGAGGAGGAGGACAGCAGACCUCCACGGCAGACUGCAGAUCUCCCAGUUGAAGACCAGCUCAGACCCGCCCUGGAGGAGCACCUGCAGACACACAACAUGAUGCUGCAGGAGGAGCUGGUGCUGCUUCAGAACGUGAAGCUAGAGCUGGAGUCUGAGCUGAAGCAGAUGCGGGAGGAGUUCUCUGUGGAGAAGGAGGAGCUGGAGUUCAGGAUCAACGAGCUGCAGAUGAACAAGGACACGGGCAGAGAGAUGUGCAGCACCUCUGAAGAAGAGUCUCGAAACAAAGUUCUGCAGCAAGCUGAAGCCUGCCUUAGUGCUGAGGGAGAUGGGCAAGAAGACAAGCAGGAAAAUGAAAAGGUUGUGCAAGAAGACAGGCUUGACAACAGGCCAGAAGAUAUACUUGAAAACAGGAAAGAAGUCGAGCUAGAGUUAGUGCUGGAAGAAGGAGGGGAAGAAGGAGGGCUUGAGAACAGACCAGGAUUCUGGCAAGAAGAAAGGCUUGAAGAUGGACACCAAGUCGAGCAAGUUGUUGAGCACGUAGAUAGGCUAGAAGAUGGGCUUCUUAUUGAGCAAGAAGACAGUCUCCACACUGACAAGUUGCAGGACCAAGCCUCACCUGUGGAGAGCCUGACAGUCAAGAACAUCAUCCUGAAUCAGGACAUGGAGCUGAGAGACAGAGCAGAGCACUUUAUACAGCAGUACAGAUCCAUGAAGGAGGAAACGGCAGCAUCACUGCUGGAUCUGCAGGAGCGGCUGAAGAAUGUCCUUCAGGAGCAGCACAAUCCUUCAGGGCCUAGCACAGAUGAUGGAGGACUCAACCUGUCCUUGGAGGACCUGUGGAGCAGAAAUGAAGGAAUCCUUGUGAAUCUGCAGCGUGAGGAGACUCUGGUGAUGGAGAUGCUGGAGCUGAUGGGCUGUGGAGCAGAGCGAGGGCCGUUCCAUAAGCAGGAGGGUUUGAUGGAGGAUGAGCGUGUACACCACCUCCAGGAGGAGAUCUCCACUCUUCAGGCCCUGCAACAGGAGAGUGGAGAUGCCAUCAGGCUGCUGAAUUCUCAGAUCCAGAGUCUCUCAGAAGAGAAGAGCAGCCUUCAGGAGCGCCUCUCUGCUGUUCAGUGCCGCAUCACUGAGAUCCUGCAGCAGAGCUCAGGCCAGGCCGAGACCAAUGCAUCUGACAUAUCCACACUGGUGGAGCGGCUCUGGAGUUGGUGUGUGGAGGAGCAGGCACUGCUGAGACAGCAGGUACAGGAGCAGGCGGAGCAGCUGAGGGCGGAGCAGCUGAAGGUAGAGCAGCUGAGGGCGGAGCAGCUAAAGGUGGAGCAGCUGAGGGCGGAGCAGCUAAAGGCGGAGCAGCUGAAAGUGGAACAGCUGAAUGCAGAGCAGCUAAAGGCGGAGCAGCUGGGGGCGGAGCAGCUGAAAGUGGAGCAGCUGAAUGUGGAACAGCUAAAGGUGGAGCAGCUGAGGGCGGAGCAGCUGAAGGUGGAGCUGGACAGCUUGAGGCUGGCGGUGGAGGAGCAUGAGGUGGAGCUACAGACACGCACACAUGAGCUCCAGCAGGAGAGGGACAUGCUGAAGGCCAGUCUGGCUGAUGUGGUGAUGGACACAGAGGGACUGCAGAAGGACCUGAGCCAAGUGCAAACCAUGAACGAGAAGCUGAGUGCAGAAAACCUCCGUCUGCUGGCCGAGGUCUCUGAGCUGAGCAGUCAGUUGGAGGAGGAGCGAGCGGAGGUGUCUGAUGAACCCGACUCAACGGUUCCCCAGGCAGACGAGCUCCAGCAGGCUCUCGCUGACAGAGACACUCUAAUAUCUCAGCUCAGAGAAGAGGUCGGACACCUACAGCAGAGCCAGGAGUCUCCUGUGUCUGACCAAAGUGAAAGACUCACCGCAUUAUCUGAAGAACUGGAAAAACUGAAGAAAGAAAGCAAAGACAAAGAUGAGCGCAUGAACAAAAUCAAAGCUGUCGCCGUCAAGGCUAAGAAGGAGCUGGACAACAGCAAGAAGGAGGUGCUGGGCCUGAGGGAGGAGGCGGAUCAGCUGAGGGCGGAGCGGGACCGGUUGUCUCGCUCUGUGAAGGACAUCAUCCACGGGGCCGAGGACUACAAGAACCUGAUGGUAGACUAUGACAAGCAGACCGAGCUGCUGGACCAGGAGAAGGAGAAGCUGGAGCAGGCGGAGAAGCACAGUGAAGAUUUGAGCAGACGGCUCCAGCUCACCCUGCAGCAGGCUGAGCUGCUGUCGUCUGAGCGUGAGGAUCUGGCAGCCCGUGUGGAGACGCUGCAGAGUAACGUGCGGCUGCUGGAGGUGCAGAUUCUGGAGCUGCAGAAGCAGAAGAGCAGCCUGGAGAGAGAGCUGGAGGCGGAGCGGCUCGUCCGGGAGCAGAAGAGCAGAGAGCAUUUGUGUGCGGUGCGGGAGCGGGAGGAGCUGCAGGCUCAGCUCAACACACACACACUUCAGCUCCAGAACACAGCACAGGAGCUGGAGCAGUUGAGAAAGGGCGCUCAGCAGAGCAGUCUGCUGGACAUGGAGAUGGCGGACUAUGAGAAGCUGGUGCGGGAGCUGAACCUGCAGCUGAGCGAGCGCGAGCGGCUGCUGGAGGAGACACACACACACCUGCGCACGCAGAAGGAGCGAGAGCAGCAGCAGAGCCAGGAGAUCGACUCGCUGAAGCUGCUGCUGGAGCAGGCGGAGGAGAAAUCCUCCAAGAUGAAGCAGAUGCUGGUGAAGAGCAAGAAGGAGCUGGCGGACGCUAAGCAGAGCGAAGCGGCUCAGAUGAGCAGCCAAUCAGCACUCAGAGGAGAACUGGAGGCCCAGCAGCAGCAGCUGGAGGAGUAUAAGAUCCAGUGCAGUGAGCUGACAGCGGAGCGUCACCGUCUGCAGGAGCAGCUGAGGCUGGCGGGAGAGCAGCAGCAGCGGGCCGCCAGCUCCUAUCAGCUGAGUGUGAGCGCACUGCAGGACCAGCUGACCGCCGCACAGGUGACACACACACACACACACACACACACACACACACACACACACAGAGUUACAGCUCCACCUGCUGGACAAUCUGCUUCUGCACCAGACUCAUGUACUCAAACUGCUGGUGUGUGUGUGUGUGUGUGUGUCAGAGAGCAGCUGGAGGAGGUGCUGCAGCAGCUGCGCAGCCGUCUGCAGGAGACGCAGCAGAGCCUCCAGAGCAGCACAUCAGAGCUGCAGCAGCUGCAGGCGGAGCACGACACACUGCUGGAGCGACACAACCGCAUGCUGCAGGAGAGCGUCAGCAAAGAGGCAGAGCUGAGGGAGAGGCUCUUGUGUCUGCAGUCGGAGUGUGUGUCUCUGCGCUCGGAGCACAGUCAGUGUGCGUCUCACCUGUCGGCUCAGACUGAGGCUCUGCGCAGCGGCUUCCGGGAGCAGACACGCCACCUACAGGACGAACACUGCCGCACACUGGACACACUGCAGCAGCAGAUCAGCCGGCUGCAGACACAGCUGUUCCAGAUGCAGAAGGAGCCCGCCAGCACAGGCGCAGCACAGGGCCAGGCCAGCAGGAGGAGUGUGCUGGAGCGCAGGCUGGAGGGCUCUCAGGUGGAGCUGCAGGCGCGGGAGGAGGGAGAGGGGAUGGAGACCAUUGAGACAGAGCCGCUGACCUCCAGCGGGACACCUCCACCCUCACUAGAGCAGCUGCUGAACACCACACACAUCAAACACGAGUCUGUGGUGUGGCAGGAGGAGCCCAGUAUCGAGGAGCUGCGUCUGAAGCUCAGUUCAGCGUCCCGCAGUGUGGAGCACCUGAGCAGCCUCCUGCACGAGACGGAGGCCACUAAUGCUGUGCUGAUGGAGCAGAUCACUCUGCUGAAGAGUGAGCUGCGGCGUCUGGAGAGGAAUGAGCAGAGGGAGAGGUCCGUGGCUAAUCUGGAGUACCUGAAGAACGUCCUGCUGCAGUUCAUCUUCCUGCGCGCCGGCACCGAACGCCAGGCCCUGCUGCCCGUCAUACACACACUGCUGCAGCUCAGCCCCGACGAGAAGAACAAGCUGGCGGCCAUCGCUCAGGGUGAGGAGGAGUCUGCAGGGUCUCGAGGGUCCGGCUGGUCUUCAUAUCUGCACAGCUGGUCUGGCAUCAGAUGAUCCACACACACACACUCCCAAUUCCCCCCAAACCCCCCCCCCCACACACACGCCGUGUCUCUGGGCCUUGUUUUCUGCUGUUUUAUUAAUGCAGGAUUGAGCAUAAUGAGUGUGUGUGUGUGUGUCUGUAAUCCUCAUCUGCAGCUUCAAUGAAUGUGUGUAAAUAAGAGCGUCAGUCACACACACACACACACACACACACACACACGAGUGUCUCUGGGCCUUGUUUUCUGCUGUUUUAUUAAUGCAGGAUUGAGCAUAAUGUGUGUGUGUGUGUGUGUGUGUGUGUGUGUGUGUCUGUAAUCCUCAUCUGCAGCUUCAAUGAAUGUGUGUAAAUAAGAGCGUCAGUCACACACACACACACACACACACACACACGAGUGUCUGUCAGAGAAUAUAUUACUCAGAGUGUGUUCUGUUUCUCCUCUUUGGAGUGUGUGUUGCUGGUUGUUGUUCUGUAAGUGUGUCCUGAUGUGUGUAUGUGUGUGUGUGUAUGUGUGUGUGUGUGUGUGUUGAUUAAUGAUGUUUUAUCUGGAGCUCAGUGCAGAUGUGUGUGAGAAUGGACCAAUCACUGCGCAGAACACACUAAUAAACUGUCUUCACUGCU
Molecule: messenger RNA, 5595 nt
Organism: Danio rerio (zebrafish)
Lineage: Eukaryota; Metazoa; Chordata; Actinopteri; Cypriniformes; Danionidae
Source: RefSeq, a predicted model, not a curated record